This is a messenger RNA of Kluyveromyces marxianus DMKU3-1042, 2019 nucleotides long. RefSeq names its product She4p (gene SHE4). The record is from RefSeq and is a predicted model, not a curated record. Bases 1 to 2019 code for a protein of 672 amino acids. Lineage: Eukaryota; Fungi; Ascomycota; Saccharomycetes; Saccharomycetales; Saccharomycetaceae. The transcript has a single exon.
AUGGAUGAAACUUGGGAAACUAUUAUUAGUAAAGAUAUCGAUGUUUCAUCGACAUUGAAAGAGAACUGUACAUCGAUAGAAGACGUCAAAGGUUUAUUAAAGGUCGCUCAAGGUUGGAUAUCUGCUGGAAUUCAUGACAUAGAAGAAGAGAAACGAUGCUGGAUGUGCAUCUCCACCAUUUUGGGCUCUGUAAAUGUGAAAGAUUGGUCUGCAUUGGAGUUUGUAUGCAGGGGAAUCUUGUUAAGAAGCAAAGAAAAAGAGCUAAGGCCUACGCUUCAGAUGACAGCAAAUGCAUUAAUGUGCAGUUAUCCUGAAAAAAUGGAGCAGAAAUGUGGUAAUAUACUACAGGAACUAUUGAUCGAGGCCGAAGAAGAUUCAGGCACAGAUUCAGUACUUUUACUUGUACAGGCAAUGUCCUUACUAUUCCCAAUCUGUCUUAGUAUGUGUAAGGACAUGCUAGUGUCUACAGACUUUCAAGACGUGUUGAUAGGAAAGUUGAAGCUUAACGAAACUGUUAAUUCCGAGUUGGUUUUGGCGUCGCUAAACUUGCUAUCUGUGGCAUGUAUCGAUGACUCUAUGAGAACUUUUAUUUGUGAGCACUAUCUAAAACUCUUGGAGCAAACGUUCACUGUGGCGAAGUACAAAAUAGGCACAGCUUUAGUGCUAAUUAAGAUAUGGAACUUCACCAAGUUGCAAAAGCAAACUUUAGAUGAGUGUAUCAGUAUUUUUAUUGAAUCGUUUGCCAAGGGAGAACAUGUUGAGGAGAGUACAGAAUCGUUAGCCUACCUCACUUUGAAGCCCAGCGUAAGGGUUCUGCUCAGAAACAAUGGGGAUGUGAGCUUGAAGUUAAUUGAGAUGCUCAAGUCUGAAGAAACAGCCCCAUCAGAGGCAUACGCAAUAUUGUGUAUCAUCGCAAAUUUAAGCAGUCUUCCGGCCGACUCUGGAGAAGAAGACACAAUCAACAAGUUGAAGCAGUCUCUCAAAUCCAAACAAGAAAGGGAACAAGAAGCUGCAACCGUGGAAAAUUUACAAGAAAUACAAGAGUUCAACAGGGACUACAUCAUCGACCUAGACCUAAUCGGCCGCCUAAAAUCCAUGAAAUUAUCCACAUCCUCAUUCAACCAGGCCAUCAAAAUCGUCUAUAACGUAACACGAGACAAGAAACUUAUCCCAGAUAGUGUGAAGCAGGGCGCAGGCGUGAUGCUUUUGGUGUUUUUGGCCCAGAAAAGGGAAGUUGCAAAGGACGAAUACUAUUUCUUAGCAAUCAGAGCUCUAUCUAAGAUACUAAUCCACGUAAACCCACAGACCGCAUUCAACAAGUUCUCGCCAUUGAGCACAGUCCCAUUCUUGUUCGAAAUGCUUCCAUCAGGAGAAGACGCUGCUGACGAAUCGACUACCAAUGCCCUUCUAUCACAGCCGCAAUUCACUCCUCUAGACACAUACGAAUCGCUCUUAGCACUAACGAACCUAGCAACCAUAAACCAGGGCUCUGACCUGGGCAAAAUUAUCGCAGGCAACCCCAAGUACUGGAGCACCAUCGAAAAUCUUCUCCUAGACUCUAGAGUCCAAAUCCAAAGAUCCACUCUCGAACUCAUCUCGAAUCUAAUGGCCUACCCAAUGAACUUGGCCGCCAAGUUCUUCAACUCCGAGAACCCAAAAAGCUCACAAAACUUCAACACACUCGUGAAACUUCUCGAGCUACAGGACCUCCAAUCGCAGAGAGCCGUCGCUGCUAUCUUCGCAAAUAUCGUCACCACCGUUCCAUUUAUCUGCGAAGAAUUAUCACACAAGGAAAACCUAUCGCAAACCCUCAUUAGAGUCUUCAAGGCUCAACACAACGACACAGAUCUCAGGCAAAGACUACUAGUACUUCUCCUAUCCAUCAUGGGCUCGAACCCAGACGUAGUAACCAGCGUCAAGAACGAUGCAACACUACUAACCACAAUUAAACAAUACAAACAAAGUCCGGACCCUUUAACUUCGGAAAUAACUACAGAUAUACUAAAAUUGGUACCAUAA